This is a messenger RNA of Carica papaya (papaya), 2096 nucleotides long. RefSeq names its product Leucine-rich repeat protein kinase family protein. Lineage: Eukaryota; Viridiplantae; Streptophyta; Magnoliopsida; Brassicales; Caricaceae. The record is from RefSeq and is a predicted model, not a curated record. Gene Ontology annotation, molecular function: ATP binding; protein kinase activity; protein binding. Gene Ontology annotation, biological process: protein phosphorylation.
UAUUCAAGUGAAAAUGAUGGCGGACUAGCUAAAAACCUCCCUCCGCCGUUUCGAAAACAAGCAGAAAGCUCAUUUGCGAAGAAAAAUGGAGAUGGGUCUUUUGGUUUUGGUCUUCUCUGCUGCAACACUCUUCAGCUCUUUCUCAUCUGCCCUCACCGAAGAUGGGCUCACAUUGCUGGAAAUCAAGAGUGCGUUGAAUGACACUAAAAACGUUUUAAUAAACUGGCAAGCUACUGAUGAAUAUCCUUGCUCAUGGACCGGCAUUGAUUGUUACCCCAACGAUUUCAGAGUCCGUUCUAUAAACUUGCCUUACAUGCAAUUAGGUGGGAUUAUAUCUCCCAGCAUCGGUAAACUCAGUAGAUUACAGAGACUGGCACUUCACCAAAACAGCUUACAUGGGUUUAUUCCUCAUGAAAUCACCAACUGUACGGAGCUUAGAGCCCUAUACCUGAGGGCGAAUUAUUUGCAAGGUGGCAUACCGUCAGAUAUUGGAAACCUCUCUCUUCUCACUAUAUUGGAUUUAUCAAGCAAUUCUCUUAAGGGUGCUAUACCUUCAUCAGUGAGCCGCCUUAUGCGGUUGCAAUCCUUAAAUUUGUCCACCAACUUUUUAUCUGGUGAAAUUCCAGAUAUUGGGGUCCUUAGCAAAUUUGGCAAAGACUCGUUUAUUGGAAAUUUAGAUCUUUGUGGCCGACAAAUUCAAAAGCCAUGUCGAACUUCAUUGGGUUUCCCUGUGGUUCUCCCCCAUGCUGAAAGCGAAGAAGCCGCAGUCCCUACAAAAAGAUCAUCUCAUUACAUCAAAGGAGUGCUCAUUGGUGCAAUGUCAACCUUGGGUCUUGCAAUUUUUGUGCUUUUUGCAUUUCUCUGGGUUUGGCUCCUAUCAAAGAAAGAAAGAGGUGCUAGGAGAUAUACAGAAGUCAAAAAGCAAGUUGAGCGUGAAACAAGCACGAAACUCAUUACUUUCCAUGGUGAUCUGCCAUACCCAUCAUGUGAGAUCAUAGAAAAGCUGGAGGCUCUAAAUGAGGAGGAUGUUGUUGGUUCAGGAGGAUUUGGUACUGUCUACAGAAUGGUUAUGAAUGAUUGUGGAACAUUUGCUGUUAAAAGGAUUGAUCGGAGCCGUGAAGGAUCUGAUCAAGUGUUUGAGAGAGAGUUAGAGAUAUUAGGCAGCAUCAAACAUAUAAAUUUAGUAAAUCUGAGAGGUUACUGUAGGCUACCGACCUCAAAGCUUCUCAUCUAUGAUUAUAUGGCUAUGGGAAGCUUGGAUGAUUUUCUACAUGAUCAUGUCCAAGAACAGAGGACCUUGAAUUGGAGUGCCCGUUUAAAAAUAGCUCUUGGGUCUGCCAGAGGUCUAGCUUACUUGCAUCAUGACUGUAGUCCAAAAAUAGUUCACAGAGACAUAAAAUCCAGUAACAUUCUGCUUGAUGAAAACUUGGAGCCUCGUGUCGCUGACUUUGGUCUUGCAAAGCUUCUGGUAGACGAGGAUGCCCAUGUUACCACUGUGGUUGCUGGAACUUUCGGCUAUCUUGCUCCUGAGUAUCUGCAAAGUGGGAGAGCCACUGAAAAAUCAGAUGUAUAUAGCUUUGGAGUUCUCCUACUCGAGCUUGUAACUGGAAAAAGACCUACUGAUCCUACAUUUGUAAAGAGAGGCUUAAACGUGGUUGGUUGGAUGAACACUUUACUGAGAGAGAAUCAAGUGGAAGAUGUAGUGGACAAAAGAUUUACCGACAUAGAGGCAGAGACAGUCGAAGCUGUUCUAGAAAUAGCUGUGAAAUGCACUGACGCAAACCCAGAUGAGCGGCCAACAAUGAACCAGGUACUUCAGCUGCUGGAGCAAGAAGUUAUGUCACCUUGUCCUAGUGACUUUUACGAAUCGCAAUCAGAUUAUUGCUAAACCGACAUAAAAGCUUGUUGGUGAGCAUCAGUUAUUUGUUGUGUACUCGCAGUAAUGGUGGUCUUCUGGAAAGCAUAUUUUCCUGCGUGUAAAUUAUUUUACUUACAAAGUUUGAUGUUCCUCAUCCUCUUUUCAGACGAAACUCCGUCCCGCCCUUCUGUAGCAGUGAAUUCUAUUUGCUAAUCAGAUGCAUUAGUAGCUUUCUUCC